Molecule: messenger RNA, 465 nt
Organism: Kickxella alabastrina
Lineage: Eukaryota; Fungi; Kickxellomycota; Kickxellomycetes; Kickxellales; Kickxellaceae
Exons: 3
Coding region: 1-465 (154 amino acids)
Source: RefSeq, a predicted model, not a curated record
AUGAGCCCCAACCGUGGAAACCCUCCCAAGGUCAUAUUCCAGAUGAGCUUUCCUGCUCUUGAGUACCUGCGUCUUGAUAAUUGGCACUCUGAUAUUAAGGAAAUCAGCACUGCGCUGUUUCCCGGUACAUUCCCAAUAUUCACGUUUUGGGAUCAAUUCAAGCGAUCAAGUCGUUUUUCUGGCACAAAUCAGCGGAUUUGGAACUUCAAGAUUGGUAUAAGAUGUUGCAAUGCGACGGACGUGGAUACUUUCUACGAGAUGACCAACAGAUUUUUCAACCGCCUGCGCAUUGAUGAGGUGAUAUUGAGAUUGAGACGAUUUCAGCGCUCCUUCCUCGCCUACCCUCACUGGCUAACCUGGAGGCUUGUGAUUUUAUACAGCGAGGACACAUAUACCGACGCUCUUGACCAGUUUACCCCCGAUCUCGCCAGUUUGUCCACUGCGGGCCACUAUCCACUUCGGUGA